Messenger RNA from Elephantulus edwardii (Cape elephant shrew), 1506 nucleotides. RefSeq names its product lipopolysaccharide-binding protein-like. The record is from RefSeq and is a predicted model, not a curated record. Lineage: Eukaryota; Metazoa; Chordata; Mammalia; Macroscelidea; Macroscelididae. Gene Ontology annotation, biological process: defense response to Gram-negative bacterium; acute-phase response; defense response to Gram-positive bacterium. The transcript has 14 exons. The coding region runs from base 1 to 1506 and encodes 501 amino acids. Gene Ontology annotation, molecular function: lipopolysaccharide binding.
AUGCUGGCCAGACCAUACUGGGUGGUGGUGGUCCUACUGCUCCUAGCUGGGGUUUCCAGGUUUGGAGAAGGGGCUUCUAAUCCCGGGAUCGUGGCCAGGAUCACCAGAAGUGGCCUGGAUUAUGCCCGCCAUUACGGAGUGGCCAUCUUGAAGAAAGAACUUGCUGGCAUCGCUGUGCCCGAUUUCGUGGGGAAAUUCAAAAGUGGUUGGCUUGGAAGUGUGAGUUACGAGUUUCACAGACUGAAGAUCCAACACUUUGAGCUCCGGAAUUCAGAAUUAAGUCUACUCCCCGGGCAAGGAGUGAGAGCCUCCCUCUCCAAUAACUACGUGUCUGUCAGCGGGAACUGGAAGGUGAAAAAGGCUUUCGUCACCCUGGAGGGCACCUUUGAUCUGAGAGUGGAUGGCAUUUCCAUCUCAGUUUCUCUGAAGCUGGGUAAGGAUGACUUUGGACGGCCCACCGCCUCUGUGGCUGACUGCAGGAACUCCAUUGGCCACGUCAGCAUUUACAUUUCCGGACACCUGGAGUGGCUCCUGAAUCUCUUCCAUAAAAAAAUUGAAAACAAGUUCAAAGAAAUCAUGCAAGAAAAGAUCUGCAAUAUAGUCCAGCGGUCAACAACCGGACAUCUGAUGCCCUAUCUCCAGACUUUGCCAGUCACUUCCAUGAUUGAUCAGUUUGCUAGCAUUGACUACAGACUGGCAGAAGCCCCCCUGGUGGUGUCCCAAGGGCUAGACACAUUCUUCAAGGGUGAAUUCUUUAGCCAAAAGUGGCGAUCUCCAGUCCCCUUUGAUGCUCCAGCCAUCAAACUCUCCCAGGAAGAUGAUCAUAUGGUCUACUUUGCAGUCUCUGAAUACGUCUUCAACACUGCCAGCCAAGUUUACCACCAGGCUGGGCGUAUGAACUUCACCUUCCAAAAUAAGCAUAUUCCCCUGGACUCUCAGAUCCAUCUUAACACCAAUUCAUUCCGGACUAUUAUUCCUCGGCUGGGCAGGCUGUACCCCAACAUGGAGAUAGAGCUUCAGACAUCACCUGAAUCAGCACCGUUCCUGAUGUUUUCCCCGGGGAAUAUAACUUUUAUGCCAGUGAUGGACGUCCAGGCCUUUGUCCUCCUGCCCAACUCCACUGAACGCAAGCCACUCUUUCAACUCAGGGCGAGAACCAAUAUCUCUGUCACCAUCAAUGUGACCUCCAACAGGAUUGUGGGGUUUGUGACCCCAGGAAGUGAGCUGAAACUGGAGCUGAAACACUCCAAUGUCGGUUCGUUCAAUGUGCAGUUGAUGGAAGCCAUCCUCAAUAUCUAUACCCUCUACACCAUAUAUCCCUACUUCAAUGGGCACCAGCAGCCCGAGAUCACUUUCGAAUACAGGGGUGGCAGAGGCCAGGACAGCCCGGAAGGGGCGCUGGAGCUAGGGAACAGCCACAGUCAAGGAGAGAGCAUCCCCACAGCUGCCUCUACGCCCUACAGAGACCACACAACCUCCCGGCAGGAAGAGUCACUUCCAGCAUAA